ACACCGACAUGUGCUAACCUGUAUUUUUUAAUAGAAUAUGGGUCUCAACUAUUAUGAGUUACGUAAAUUAAUUUAAACUAAACAAAAAGGGCAAAUGAAGGAAUAGGAAUAAGGAAUAAAUAAAUCUCGCUGUUUACCAUGCAUCAUGUCGCACCAAUUAGGACGAGUGGUUUCAGAGAUUUUGCACCAAUAUUUUGGUGAAAUUGUGCAAAAAGUUGGACAUGAUUUGUUUAUUUAUGGUACUAAGCCAAUUCCUAUGAUUGUAAAGACUACCGGAUUACCACGUAAACAGGUAGUUGACAGUUUACGUACAUUAGUAAAGUUUGAUUUGGUAUCAUUUGAGCCAUCCUUUAAUGAAGUGGUUGCUGAUUACAAGCUGAACCCUGACAAUGUGCUGCUUCUCAUCAGAUAUCCAAGAUAUCUCCUGCAGAUCAAGACAAAGUUUGGUUCGGAAGCUGAAAUAUUAGUAGAGGAACUCUUGCAGCAAGCAUCAUGUACAGCAAGUUUUUUGUUGGUCACUGUUGCUGCUAAAUAUAAAGAUGACAAGAAGAACAUAACAUUAGUAAAGCUACGAGACGUUUUUAUCAGUAUAGCAACAGCUAGAUAUAUUCAACAAGCACCAGUAGCUGACAAAAGUGAGGUACCUUCACUGGAACCUGUGGCUACCAUAGUCCCAGAUAUUGAUAUCAGACAGCUAGCCCAGGCUAUAGCAACGGAUACAUUAGCUGAUGUUAGUGAUAAUAUUUACUGGAAAGUAAACUUCGAUAGAUUCCACCAGGACUUCAGAGAUGAUAUUAUGGUGAAAGCCAUCACUCGCAGGAUUGAUGAGAAUGCGGGUGAAUUGAUGCAUCUCCUGCUGCAAAAUAUGUACCUGACAUCAGCGGAGUGGGCAGCAGAGUCAAACCCCACGCCAGUCCUGGACCUGCGAGAUGCUGUGGACCGCGCUGACCGCACUGACUGCGACCGCAACCUGCUGCAACAGUACAUGGACCACUAUCUCAGAGUACUAGAGGAGAACGGCGCGGGUUUCCUGGUGCGCGUGGGCGAGGCAGGCGGCGGACAGUACGUGGUGCGCGGCAGAGACGCCGCCACACAGCUGCUGCUGGCCGCACUCGACCACACCGUCACUGAGAGGCUCGGCUCCAAAGCUGCCAGGAUAUUCAGAUUAAUUCGCGCAAAGAAAUACAUAGAGGAAGAUGACAUACAGAAGCACGCGAUGUUACCUAACAAGGAGUGCAAGGAGCUAACAUACAAACUUCUAGAGGAACAUUUUAUUAGUAUACAGCCGAUGCGCAAGGCGGCGUCCUCCGGCGCGAUGGCCAAAGCUGUUUACUUGUAUCAUAUUAAAUUACACGAUGUGGCGCAGAGUCUGCGUGAGAUGUGUUACCGCGCGCUGCACAACACGCUGCGGCGCGCUCAGCACACGCGCGCAGCUCACGCCCGCCUGCUGGACAAACAGCGGCGCGUGCGCACCAUCGUGCACACCAUGCGCGUGCGCGGGGAGCCGCAGCAACAUAUCGAUGACGUGGAGGAGACUCUGACGCCUCCGGAGCUGUCCACGUUGAAAGACGUGGAGGCGCGCCUCAAGCAGCUGAGCGCUGCGCAGCUCGCUCUAGACAAGAACCUAUUUAUACUCAAUUGGUACUUCAUGUACCCACAUUGAAAACUAUCCACAAAUCUCUGUGAUAACUGAAGAUCAUCUGUGCUGUGAGUCUCAGCGACUCUUACAAUGUUCCGAGGAGAUAAAUUAUUUGAUAUCCCUGAUACCUUACUAAUAAUAUAAAUGCUAAUAUUUGGAUCUUGCUGAAAUUUGGCAUAGAUGUAGAACAUAAUCUGGAAGAACACAGGCUACUAAGUUUUUUUUCAAACGCGCGAUCGAAGUCGCAGGUGAUAGCUAGAAAGCUAUGAAAGUGAAAGUGUUAUAAUUUUUAUGAAUAAGUUUCAAAAAAGUGUUUUGGAAAAUCAUUAUAAAGUGAACAGUGAAGUGUCAAGUCCAUAAAAGUGUUUAGAAAAAGUGAUUUUUUAGGGAAGUGAAAAUAAAAAUACGUUAUACAUUCUUAAAAUUUUAUUUGACCCCAUCGAAACAUAUUCGUUCAAACAAUGUACAACCUAUUAGUGUCACAUACAAAACAUUCCGAUGUCAUGCAGACGAAAGCGAAACUACCUCCAAUACAUAAAUGACUUCGACGACUCGAAACUCGACGAUCCAUCUAACUGGUAAGUGAUCAACAUGUUUAUAAUUUAAUAUUAACAAUUAUAUAGAUUAUGUAUGGUACGUAGAUAAAACACCUGUUAUACAGACACCUAAUAUUAUUUUAUUACAUCAUAAAUACCGUUGUAUGUUGUCAUUCAAUCUAUAAUUUAAACUAAUAAUCAUAGAUAUAUAACCUAUACAUAGAGAGAAUCCAGCGGGGUUAGACAAAGUUAUUGUCAGUUCUAUUAAUUUUCGAAGUUCGUCAUAGAAUUGCUUUGGAGCGAAUGCAUUUUGUUUAGCCCCGCAGAACACAUGCUGAAAAAAUCUUCGGAGAUCUUCUGUUAAAUAAUUUUGUUAGUGAAUAUCAACUCUAGAUACGUAACUCUAGAUUGGAUGUCAAACUUUAAUGACACACCCCAUCUAUAUGUUAUAUAACUAUGUUUAAAACUUAAAAAUUCCUGAAUAUAAAAUGUUUUUUGUAUUUAAAAUAAACUAUAUUUAUGGAAGAAUGUUCUAUAUCAAAUAAGGCCCUGUUUAUGCCAAAUUUUACUUAAAUUUUGAAUUAUAAAUUCUGGAAAUAGUUUAAAGAAAUGUUUACUAA
Messenger RNA from Papilio xuthus (Asian swallowtail), 2795 nucleotides. It is a transcript of the gene Polr3C, whose product is annotated as RNA polymerase III subunit C. Lineage: Eukaryota; Metazoa; Arthropoda; Insecta; Lepidoptera; Papilionidae. The transcript is spliced from 11 exons. The record is from RefSeq and is a predicted model, not a curated record. Gene Ontology annotation, cellular component: RNA polymerase III complex. Gene Ontology annotation, molecular function: single-stranded DNA binding. The coding region runs from base 146 to 1663 and encodes 505 amino acids. Gene Ontology annotation, biological process: DNA-templated transcription.